AUGGCUUCAGAAACAUUUGUUCUGCCGGGGGACUCGAUAAACCCGUCAUUAAUACCUACACAUCCGAAAAAGCCGCUUCGUCUCGGCCCUGGGCUCCGUCACGUGCCUCCAAGCGGCAUCAUCCCUACCGUAGCUGGCGAAGUAGUAACAGAACACCAAAAGAAUGCGAUGCGGGUAGAAAACGCGGGUGGAAGAUAUCUCCCCCGAGUAGGCGAGCUCGUCAUCGGAACCGUUCACAAAAGCGCCGCCGAAGUCUACUAUGUCGCCCUCUCCGACUACACUGCUCCUGCCCUCCUCCCCCAGCUCUCAUUUGAAGGCGCAACGAAAAAGACACGGCCUGUGCUUACACAAGGUGCCCUGGUGUACGCACGCGUUACAAUGGCCAACAAACACAUGGAUGCGGAGCUUGAGUGCGUAUCGUCAUCGACAGGCAAGGCAGACGGCCUCGGCCCACUGAACGGCGGUAUGCUUUUCAAUAUAUCAUUAGGCAUGUCGAGACGUUUGAUGAUGCCAAAGGUUGCCCAGGUUGGAAAGGUCGUCGUGCUUGACGAGCUUGCCAAUGCUGGCCUACAGUUUGAGACGGCAACAGGAAGAAACGGCAGAUUUUGGGUGGAUAGCGACAAGCCUGGUACGGUGCUCGCUGUUGGCCGCGCUAUAAAAGAGACGGAUGAGAAACUUCUCGAAGUUGAUGACCAAAAGAAGCUGGUCAGGAAAUUAAUCAAGGAGCUCAGUUGA
Messenger RNA from [Torrubiella] hemipterigena, 735 nucleotides. The record is from the annotation of a GenBank genome assembly. Lineage: Eukaryota; Fungi; Ascomycota; Sordariomycetes; Hypocreales; Clavicipitaceae.